CAAUCGCCAGUAAAUAAGUUGGUUUCACAAAAUGCUGAAGUGUGGAUUCAUCGUUGUUUUCCUUGUGGCGGCAGCCUUGGGUGAAGAUUCGGUCGUCGACCGCAUCGUCGGCGGCACCAGUGUUAAAAUUGAGAACUUCGGAUGGCAAGUGUCCUUAUUCGAUCGUAAGGGUCACUUUUGCGGUGGUUCUAUAAUCAGCGACGAAUGGGUCUUGACUGCUGCACAUUGCGUAUACGAUUAUUUCUCGCCAAAGCAAUAUGGAGUGCGUGUCGGAAGCAGUUUACGCAACAAAGGUGGAGUCCUUCACAGAAUUUCCAGGGUACACAUUCACCCAGACUACGACACGGUCAGCUACGACAAUGACGUCGCACUCCUGAAAGUUGAAACCAAAUUUAAACUAAACGGCAGGAGCGUUCGCAAAGUUAAAUUGGUUGACGAAGAUCACGAGGUUGAUGAUGGUGCCCGGCUCACCGUCACUGGAUGGGGCAAAUUAAGUGAAUCAGGACCCAAGCCAGUAAAUCUACAAGGAGUAAAAGUGCCUUAUGUGGACCAAGAUACAUGCUCUGACAGCUACGUCUUUGCAGGAAAAGAUAUCACCGAAAAGUAAGC
Messenger RNA from Ctenocephalides felis (cat flea), 609 nucleotides. Its product is annotated as trypsin-like. Bases 32 to 607 code for a protein of 191 amino acids. Gene Ontology annotation, biological process: proteolysis. NCBI's taxonomy places the organism in Eukaryota, Metazoa, Arthropoda, Insecta, Siphonaptera, Pulicidae. Gene Ontology annotation, molecular function: serine-type endopeptidase activity. The record is from RefSeq and is a predicted model, not a curated record. The transcript has 4 exons.